Molecule: messenger RNA, 2365 nt
Organism: Aethina tumida (small hive beetle)
Lineage: Eukaryota; Metazoa; Arthropoda; Insecta; Coleoptera; Nitidulidae
Product: major heat shock 70 kDa protein Ba-like
Exons: 8
Coding region: 251-2140 (629 amino acids)
Biological process (GO): protein refolding; cellular response to unfolded protein
Cellular component (GO): cytoplasm
Molecular function (GO): heat shock protein binding; ATP binding; misfolded protein binding
Source: RefSeq, a predicted model, not a curated record
CGUCAAAUUCAAAGUUAAUACAAAUUCUGUGUGAGAAAUGUUUUUUUAAUGUGAAAAAUAAAAAGGUGCGCAUCCAAAUCACACUUGUACUGUGAUGCGUGUUAAAGAAAGAAUUAGAAGAUCCUAAGUUUUCAAAGCAGCGAAGCAGCGCGACAUAAUAUUAAGCCUUGGAGUGAAUUUAUUGUGAAAUUAAGUAAAACAUUACAUAAUCAGUUGUAGAUUGCUCUCGUCAAUUUUAGAAUCUUUUAAAAUGGCACCGGCUAUUGGUAUUGAUUUGGGUACCACCUAUUCCUGCGUUGGAGUAUGGCAGGCAGGGAAGGUUGAGAUCAUCGCCAAUGAUCAAGGCAACAGAACCACCCCCAGCUAUGUGGCUUUCACCGACACCGAACGACUCAUUGGUGAUGCUGCAAAGAAUCAAGUGGCGAUGAAUCCCAGUAACACUGUGUUCGAUGCAAAGAGGCUGAUCGGACGAAAAUAUGACGACCCUAAAAUACAGACCGAUUUGAAAUUGUGGCCGUUCAAAGUCAUCAAUGAUGGGGGAAAAACUAAAAUUGUUGUUGAAUUUAAAGGUGAAAUUAAAAAGUUUGCUCCUGAAGAAAUUAGCUCAAUGGUCCUAACUAAAAUGAAAGAAACGGCUGAAGCAUAUUUGGGAAGAAGUAUUCAUGAUGCCGUUAUUACGGUUCCAGCUUACUUCAACGAUUCCCAGAGACAGGCAACGAAGGACGCCGGCAUGAUUGCAGGCAUAAACGUAUUAAGAAUAAUCAACGAGCCCACAGCGGCUGCUCUUGCAUAUGGAUUGGACAAAAAUCUUCGUGGUGAAAAGAAUGUGCUUAUCUUUGAUUUGGGAGGUGGAACAUUUGAUGUGUCCAUCUUGACCAUCGAUGAAGGAUCAUUAUUCGAAGUAAAAUCUACUGCAGGAGACACCCAUUUGGGAGGCGAAGAUUUUGAUAACAGACUCGUAAACUACUUUGCCGAAGAGUUUAAAAGGAAAUAUAAGAGAGAUCUGACCAAUAAUCCCAGGUCAAUUAGAAGACUUAGAACGGCUGCGGAACGCGCCAAGAGAACUUUAAGCUCAAGUACAGAAGCAUCAUUGGAAAUAGAUGCCUUGUUUGAUGGCGUUGAUUUCUAUACGAAGAUAUCGAGAGCCCGUUUUGAGGAAUUGAAUGCUGAUUUAUUUAAAGGCACACUUUCUCCAGUUGAAAAGGCUUUAAAUGAUGCAAAAAUGGACAAGUCUUCAAUACAUGAUGUUGUUUUAGUUGGUGGCUCGACUAGAAUACCAAAAAUUCAAUCCCUCUUGCAGAACUAUUUCAACGGAAAAAGCCUAAAUCUAAGUAUCAAUCCGGAUGAGGCGGUGGCAUAUGGAGCGGCCGUGCAAGCCGCAAUCCUCAGCGGAGACCAGAGCUCCAAGAUUCAGGACGUUCUGUUGGUUGACGUAACUCCCUUAUCGCUCGGCAUCGAAACCGCCGGUGGAGUUAUGUCCAAGAUUAUUGAGAGAAAUGCACGAAUUCCUUGUAAACAAACGCAGACUUUCACCACGUAUUCUGAUAAUCAGCCUGCAGUCACAAUUCAAGUGUAUGAAGGUGAAAGAGCGAUGACAAAGGAUAAUAAUAUACUAGGUACUUUUGACUUAUCGGGAAUUCCACCUGCUCCUCGUGGAAUACCGAAAAUUGACGUCACAUUUGACUUGGAUGCAAAUGGCAUCCUUAACGUUUCAGCAGUAGAAGGGAGUACAGGCAAAUCAAAGAAAAUUACAAUUAAGAAUGAUAAGGGACGCUUAUCUCAAAGAGAAAUUGAAAAAAUGCUUGCAGAUGCAGAAAGAUAUAAAGAAGAAGAUGAUAAACAAAGAGAAAGAGUAGCAAGCAAAAAUGGAUUAGAAAGUUACGUGUUUAGCGUUAAACAGGCAAUCGAUGAGUCCGGAGAUAAACUAUCCGCUGAUGAUAAAAAUAAAGUUCAAAAAGCAUGUGACAAUUGCAUUAAAUGGCUUGAUUCGAAUCAGACUGCUGAAAAAGACGAGUUUGAAUAUAGAUUAAAGGAACUGACAAAAAUUUGUUCCCCAAUAAUGACAAAACUUCACAGAGGUGACGGAAGAGGUGGAACACCAGGGGCCCAUGAUGGUCCAACUAUUGAAGAAGUUGAUUAAAUGCAUUCAAAAUCUAUGCACAGAUUUUCAAAAUUUUUAAAUUAUUUCCAUUCAAUCUGUGCAAAAUUAUUAUAUUAUCACUGCAUAAUCUACUUGUCUGUAGUUGAAUUUAUUUACGUCUGCGUUUUAUUUGAAACAUAAUUAUUUAUCUUAUGGUAAUGAUGCAUUGGAUGGAUGUAAACUUUUCAUUUUCUUCGAAGUUACAAUAAAAAUAAUUAAAAUAAA